AUGGACAGCAGAACUGAGUCUUCAGAGACUCUAAGGAACAAGUGUGCCGCAUGCUUCAGGCAAUUUAAUAGAAAGGAGCACCUAGUGGAACACAUGAGGAUUUCAUAUCACUCAGUUCAUGAGCCCAUGUGUGGUAUCUGUGGAAAGCAUUGCAGGUCUUUUGAAUCACUUAGGGAACAUCUAAUAGGUCCAUUGCCAAAGGUGGAAUGUGCAAAGAUAUUCAGUAUUCGAGGGUGCAACCUAUGCUUAACUAUUCUUGAGAGCUCCAAUGCUCUUAGGUAUCACCGAGGGCGAUGCCAGUUCUCGCGUGCAAGCCCUGCAGGAUUGAUCUCUAGAAUGUCUAACUUGGGAAUACAAGAUGAUCUAAGAAUUGACAAUGGAAGAACAAGAGGGCCACAGGUAGUUGCAUUUGCUUGCAGAAUGGUUGGUGGUGGCAGUGAUGGCUCAUCAGAUCUUUGUGCCAGGGUUUGCCUUGUUGAUGAAGAUGAAAAUAUCAUCUUCCAUUCUUAUGUCAAACCUCAGUUUCAGAUCACAAACUAUAGAUAUGAAAUGACUGGCAUAAGACCAGAAUACUUAAGGGAUGCAAUGCCAAUAAAGCAAGUACAGAGGAAGAUUCAGGACUUUUUGUGCAAUGGUGAACCAAUAUGGACAAUCCGAUCCAGAAGAGGAAGAGCAAGGAUUCUUGUAGGCCAUGGUUUGGAUCAUGAUCUAGAGUGUUUAGGAGUGGAGUACCCACCACAUAUGAUCAGGGACACAGCUAUGUACCCUCCAUUAAUGAAAACAAGCAAGCUUAGCAACUCACUCAAGUAUCUGACAGAAGCUUAUCUUGGGUAUGACAUUCAGACAGGGAUACAAGACCCUUAUGAUGAUUGUGUAGCUACAAUGAGGCUUUAUAUGAGAAUGAGGUCCCAAGUUCAUCCCAUAGAGGACUAUCCCUUAGCUACUGAUGCCCCGAAUUGCAACAAUUUUUCACUUUCAAGACAAAAUGAGCUUGAAAGAAUGACACCAGAUGCACUGCUGGGUAUCUCAAGAUCUGAUUACUAUUGCUGGUGCUUGGACUCCGGGAAUUAGAGUACCAGAACCAUG
Messenger RNA from Telopea speciosissima, 1086 nucleotides. RefSeq names its product RNA exonuclease 4-like. The transcript has 7 exons. Gene Ontology annotation, biological process: rRNA processing. The record is from RefSeq and is a predicted model, not a curated record. Lineage: Eukaryota; Viridiplantae; Streptophyta; Magnoliopsida; Proteales; Proteaceae. Gene Ontology annotation, molecular function: nucleic acid binding; 3'-5' exonuclease activity. Gene Ontology annotation, cellular component: nucleus. Bases 1 to 1071 code for a protein of 356 amino acids.